UUCAUGUAAAACGAAAAAAAUAAAAUAGAAUUGACUACUCAUUUUUGUUUUCUUCUUCACAAACAGAGAAGAAAGCUCAUUUGCUAUAAUGGAGGAAGAGCAAAACAAAUCUCCUCUCCACCAUUAUUGGGGAAAUACUCCAGAGGAAGAUUACUACAAUCUUCAAGGUAUCAAAUCUACCAAAUCUUUUUUCACUUCACCUAGAGGUUUAACCCUUUUCACUAGAUCAUGGGUACCCCCCACCCCCACCACAAAAACCCCACCUCAAGGUGUCAUUUUUAUGGUCCAUGGCUAUGGAAAUGACAUCAGUUGGACAUUUCAAGCAACCCCAAUUCACUUAGCUAAAAAGGGGUUUGCUUGUUUUGCUCUUGACCUUGAAGGGCAUGGACAAUCUGAAGGUCUUAAAGCUUAUGUACCAAAUCUUGAUUAUGUUAUUGAUGAUUGUUUGUUUUUUUUCAAUUUUGUUAUGACCCAAAAUCCUGAAUUUCAAGAUUUGCCUAAAUUCCUCUUUGGUGAGUCAAUGGGUGGUGCAAUUUGUCUUUUGAUUCAUUUGAAAAGACCUAAAGAGUUUAAUGGUGGGAUUUUGAUAGCACCCAUGUGUAAAAUCUCAGAUAAAGUAAAACCCAUAUGGCCAAUUGCUCAAUUCUUGACUUUUGUUGCAAGAUUUGCACCAACUUUGGCUAUUGUACCAACAGCUGAUUUGUUGGAAAAAUCUGUUAAAGUCCCUGAAAAAAGGAUUAUUGGUGGGAUGAAUCCUAAUAGAUAUUUUGGAAAACCAAGAUUGGGUACUGUUCUUGAGCUUUUACGUGUGACAGAUUAUGUUAGUAAGAAACUAUGUGAUGUGAAUUUGCCAUUUUUGGUGCUACAUGGAAGUGCUGAUGUUGUCACUGAUCCAGAAGUGAGCAGGGAAUUGUAUAAAUUGGCUAAAAGUACGGACAAGACAUUGAAGAUUUAUGAUGGUAUGAUGCAUUCUUUGUUGUUUGGUGAGACUGAUGAAAAUGUUGAGAUUGUUCGUGGUGACAUAUUGGCAUGGUUGAAUGAUAGAUGCUGAGCUGGGGCGGAACGGGUUCAUAUGAAUCUGUCACUGGAAAAUUACACUAUAUAUACAAGGACGAAAGUAUUUUUUAGUACAUUAGACGAUGAACCCCCUCGAUAAAGGUCCUAUCUCUGCCUGUACUUGGAUUAUAUUCAUGUCAAUCUCAUUUCUAGUUCAUUAGUGUGUGCCAUAUUUGUUAAAGAUCCAAACUUUAGAAGUUUUUUCUCUUGAGAAUGAUGUGUAGAGCUUUCCAAGUAGACCAGAUAUAAAGAUUGCAUUUUUUUCAGCACAAUCAAGAUUGGAUAUUUGUUUCGAAGCAUUCUGUGUUUGCUUAUGAAUGGAUUCUUACAACUUUGUUGAUUCA
Messenger RNA from Solanum dulcamara, 1400 nucleotides. RefSeq names its product caffeoylshikimate esterase. Bases 89 to 1051 code for a protein of 320 amino acids. The transcript has a single exon. Gene Ontology annotation, cellular component: membrane. The record is from RefSeq and is a predicted model, not a curated record. Gene Ontology annotation, molecular function: lipase activity. Lineage: Eukaryota; Viridiplantae; Streptophyta; Magnoliopsida; Solanales; Solanaceae.